This is a messenger RNA of Rubroshorea leprosula, 1198 nucleotides long. The record is from the annotation of a GenBank genome assembly. NCBI's taxonomy places the organism in Eukaryota, Viridiplantae, Streptophyta, Magnoliopsida, Malvales, Dipterocarpaceae.
GGGUUGUUGUGAUUUUGGAGAAAAAUCCCGUGAGAUUGGUUAUUGUUUUGUCAAUUUUGGAAGUUGAAGUUACUGUUAACGUGUACUGUUCAUGGGUACUGUUCACACACCGGCUAAUAAUUAACGGGGAUUUAAAUGUUUAGUUUGUGAUAUAAGAAUAAAUUUGGAGAUGUUCGGUCAUGUGGAUAUUGAUAGAAAUAGCACUGUGAUUAGGGGUAAUGCUAAUGAUGAUUUCACUUUGAAAUUGUGGUAGUGAGGUAUUAACUGCGGAAUAUUGUGAUUAGGUUCCUGAUCGUUCUGUCAAUUUAGCAUUGAGAUCGAGCCUUUGGUUUUAAGCGAGUGAGGUAAGUAAAUUUAUGGUAAUGCCCGUACUGUUUUUAAAAGCAUGUUUUGAUUUGUUUUUGAAGUGGUGGCGGGACUAAACCCGUUUUACACAAGUGUGACUGAUUUGAAGUGGAAUUUUUAUGCUUUUCAUUAAAUUGAGCAUGCCUACUUGGAAUUUAAUUGAUUGUCCUGAUGAUCUGAAAGUGAUUGGUGAAUUAUGUUUUUCUGUUAACUUCAGCCUGUUUUGUCUUCGAUAUGGUCAUGUUAUUUUGUAAUCCUGCUAGUGGGGUUUAAACGCUAGCACAUGUCGAAAUGUAUUUCUGUAGAGCCGGUUCCUCUUGCUAGUGGGAGUUGUUAAACACUGGAAUUUUUGUAAUCCUACUAGUGGGGGUUAAACACUAGUACUUUCUGGCGCCUGCCAGUGGGUUGUUAUAACACUGGCUGUGACCUAUAGAGGAGACGUCUAUUUCGUUCCCGUACUUGUAUCUGUUUUUCUGAUUGCACUUGUUGGCAUGCUAUAAGUUUAAUUGACUACUACUGAACUUUAUUCUGCAUAAUGGUUCAUCAUUGAACAUUCUGUUUAUGUUUAAACUGUUUAUCUGAAAUGCUCAAAUUUUACCCACGGUUAUCCAUACAUUUACUUAUUGGGAUAUUUUAUCUCAUAGUUUUCCCUUGUCCACCAUUUCAGGUAGUAUGACCCGAGACACGGAGAUCAAGGGGAGUGACGAGUUAAUUGGCUAGCUAUUGCAUUUGGAUAUAGAUUUUGAGUUUAGAUUGUCCUUGUAAGUUAGAUUCAUUAUUUUGAGUUUAAGUCAUGUUGGACACAGAUUUAUGGAAUAUAUUAUCAUUCUUGGAAUAUAGAUUGUACUUUGAA